This is a messenger RNA of Phaedon cochleariae (mustard beetle), 1384 nucleotides long. NCBI's taxonomy places the organism in Eukaryota, Metazoa, Arthropoda, Insecta, Coleoptera, Chrysomelidae. The record is from the annotation of a GenBank genome assembly.
GACUGCCGCCGGGGGUGAACGACUGCCCGGCCGGCCAGACGGCCAGGGUGACUUCCAAUCUGCACCCGACUAGUACUAUGGCCGUUAGCCGGGUGCCGAGCCCCCCGCCUCAAGAGGUCAACACGCCCGUCGCCGAGAAUUGGUGUUACACGCAGGUGAAAGUAGUCAAAUUCAGUUAUAUGUGGACUAUAAACAACUUUAGUUUUUGCCGGGAAGAAAUGGGCGAAGUUUUGAAAUCCUCGACGUUUUCUGCAGGUGCCAAUGACAAACUGAAGUGGUGUUUGAGGGUGAAUCCUAAAGGUUUAGAUGAAGAAAGCAAAGACUAUCUCUCAUUAUAUUUGUUAUUAGUGUCGUGCAAUAAAAGUGAAGUUAGAGCCAAAUUUAAAUUUAGUAUAUUAAAUGCAAAACGCGAAGAGACAAAAGCGAUGGAAAGUCAAAGGGCUUAUAGAUUUGUGCAAGGGAAGGAUUGGGGUUUCAAGAAGUUCAUCCGAAGGGAUUUUCUGCUGGACGAGGCCAACGGUCUUCUUCCUGAUGACAAACUAACGAUAUUUUGUGAAGUUAGUGUCGUCGCCGAUAGUGUAAAUAUUUCAGGCCAGUCAAAUACGAUACAGUUCAAAGUUCCGGAGUGUCGGUUAUCGGAUGAUUUAGGUUUGUUGUUCGAGAAUCAAAAGUUCAGCGACGUCACGUUAUCGGUUGCGGGGAGGGAGUUUCAAGCUCACAAAGCCAUCCUAGCAGCUCGAAGUCCUGUAUUCCAAGCGAUGUUCGAACACGAAAUGGAAGAAAGGAAACACAAUCGGGUGGACAUAACGGAUGUCGAUCAUGAGGUGUUGCGUGAGAUGCUGAGGUUCAUCUACACGGGCAAGGCGUCCAAUCUCGAAAAGAUGGCCGACGAUUUGCUCGCCGCCGCCGAUAAGUAUGCACUGGAGAGGCUGAAAGUGAUGUGUGAAGAAGCACUUUGUACAAAUUUAUCGAUAGAAAACGCCGCUGAAAUCCUUAUAUUAGCGGACCUCCAUAGCGCCGAUCAGCUGAAAGCUCAGGCGAUAGAUUUCAUCAAUACGCACGCCACCGACGUGAUGGACACCCCCGGCUGGAAGUCGAUGAUCCAGACGCACCCCCAUCUCAUAGCGGAGGCUUUCCGCGCGCUCGCCACCCAGCAGAUCCCGCCCAUCGGCCCGCCCAGGAAGCGGGUCAAGCAGAGCUGAAACCCGCCGGCCCCGCUCCCGCCGUCGGGCGACGCGCAGUGAAACCGUUUUCUGGGCGUGAGUCGGUCCCAACCGACUGCUUCAAUGUGUUCAACGAUGGUGAAUGUACGGGGUGUGCGGGAUUCGAGGGGUAUGUUUGGGAUAUAUCGGUGACUGUGACAGAUACGAAUGCCGGUUGGAUG